CCUCAUGUUUCGGCUGUAUUAUUUAUCUCGACCUGAGCCGUAUCACGUCGUUCCAAUCGGCUGUCUAACCUCGUUCUGAAGUUCUCGGCUUUUGCUUCCCCCCGACAACGACACCAGGAAUGAAACAAGAGGACGAACUCGUUGACUUUUUCACUUGUUGCUAUACACUGGUUGCGAAGAGAAAGUCGUUCGCCGAUAUGCCUCAAGCCACCCAUUAGUCCAAAAAGAAACAGUACUGCGUAAACUUGUUUUAAAAGAUUGUGCAAUCUACAAAUAACAAGGCCAAGUUACAGUUUUGGAAAUCAUUUAAUCUUUUGUUUUGUUUUUUCAAUCACAAUUUUCAUUAGUUGACAUGUGUAACUAAUAAUCUAUAUGUGAUCGAUUUCUGAUAACCCAGCCAUCGCCGAGCAAAUGAGGUGUUGAUUUCAAGGUCCAUGGUCAUCGUCCGGAAGGAUUAGUCCCUGAACUUGAACCCUCUCAGGACACCUCAUUUGUAGAGGAUGAGUAGGCCGUAUUCCGGGAAAUCGGAUGUGGCUGACGCUCUCUGGAUCAAGGACAUCUUGUUGCACCCAAUGGCUGUUCAACUGUUACGCCAAACCUUUAUAAUGGAAUGCGAAGAUGCCUUGGCCAACAUCUUCUCCGUCCAAUGCUGUCGAAGUCGUUUUCUGCCGUACCAAGUGCGACAAAAUGGCCGUCAUUCACCAGAAUUAUUAUUUCCACCACAAUCGCAAAUACAAGGGAGGUGAUUACUGGUGCUGUGCUCAACGUGGGUGCAAAGUCCGUCUCAUCAGCAGCCGUGUCAAUCAUGAAUCCGGUCGGAUGGAGUUUUCGCGUCGCAACCAGGCCAUUCAACAUGAGCACGAGCCGAACGCACCCAAUUUGAUCGAGAAAGAAUUCCGUCGCCAGUUGGUCACUCAGUUCGAUCGAGUCACAGCCAAUAAAUCGGGAUCGCCUCAAUCAGCUACUCCUGUUUCCGUUCGUCUAGUCUACGAUGAGCUGCGCAGUCAGGCCAUCAAACGCGGCGUUCCGGAAUCUCUGAUUCCGUCUUAUUGGAAUAUUCGCAGCACCAUGUACCGUAUCCGUCGCAAGCGGGUGUUACUUCACGUUCCGUCAAGUAAUUCAGGUUCAGAAAGAAGAGAAACUAAUAAAACUUCUGCUGGAGAAGGAUCUGCAAGAUCCGGGACUUCUGAUCCAGAAUCCCCGAUCUCAUCGACGAUGGGUGAGCCAUCGACUAGUCCAGUGCAAUCGGAACCAUUGUCUCUGGUGACUUGGAAAAAUAACGCCCAGGAACAACAGCUUGUUGUCCGUCACGAUCUCGUUCAUCCGACUACUUCUCCAAUCCUGUAUCAAUCUCUUCAGACGAGCGGUUCGCCGUCAACUGCACCCAUCAAUCCGCAACUGCCAACCCAGUUUGAAGCUUCACCCAUGAUCACUCCAAUUCCGCCAAUUGAUCCAAAUCUUCUUCGUUUUUCCAGUCAUUUUUUCCCGAGCUACUCCCAAUCUCCCACUCUUGCUCCCUCGUUUCCUUACCAAUCACCGGAAAUUAUGCGGUUUUAUGCUGCUAUGCAUGCCGAAUAUUUACGCUCGCUUUUUGCUCUCGGCUGCCAUCCUCGUAUGUAAUGGCCUUUAAUUGAUUUCUGCUCUUUCUUAUUGACGUUUUGCUAAUGACCAAAAAUUGACGAUGAACGACUCGUUCGGAACGUUUCACCUUAAUUGAAUACAUCCCGAUCAACAGCACGUUGCCAUGGUAAUUUAGCAUUUCUCGAACAGUAUAAGUUGAUUGUUGUGGAUACUAGUACCGACGCAGUCAUGGUAGAACUUAGGAAUCGGUUCAACAGUUCCACCGCUGGGCUUUAUCGACUAUUGUACUUUUUAGGUCUUGAUCCUGCUACUGGAUCCAAAUGUAAGACACGAAUUUGGGGAUGGCUUUGCUUUCUGGUAAUGUCGCAAGCCGGCCUUUUCGUGUUCCUCGUGAGGUCCGCUCCUCACUUGAAAGGUUUCCUCAUAAACCUGCCUGCCACUCUUCCGUUGCUAGACCGUUCCAUCCGCUUGUUCAGCGUCAGUUUCAUACAUUUGAUCUUGCUUUUGAAAUUGGGAGGAAUUCUGGACUCCAUGUGUCGUCAACUUGAUUUGGUGGAUUUAGAAUUACACCAACCUAAUCUCUUACAAGUUCGAAAAGUUUCCAUCGCCGGAGUAUUUUGGACCCUCUUUGUGUGCAACAGCCAAACUGUUUGCGCUAUGUAUGUGGAGUCAUUUAAAAGAACGUCUGAAUCUUCUUUCCAGUUGCUUGAAACUAUCCAGCAGUUCAUCCGGAUCGAGAGUUAUUUGAUUCUCGAUGUCUCUGUUGUCAUCUUCUAUGCCUGCGGCCAACUUUUGGUCACCUUUUAUCAGCAAUUGGUUCACCAAACUGUUAUUGAUGCUUCUUUAACAAAACUAUUCUUUUAUUCUUCCAUCGCAACUCGAUUGUCGUCCGCUGUCACUUUUCUGUGCAUUCAGUUCGCUCUCACCUUGUUGAUUAAUUGUAUUCACUCGUUCUCCUGUCUCCUGUUUUUCACUGUCGCGCUGAUGUCUGAAAUUGCCGAUCCUGAUCUCAGAAUUUCUGCUAUCUGGACUUCUAUAGUUUUGAUUGAUUGCCUAGUCCGCUUAUGGUUGAUAUGCCAUACCGUAGACAACAUCUCUAAUGCGGCUAAACAAUCCAUUUUCAGCUUGAGGAAGCUCAGAGACUAUCCUUCACGAGAUAUUACCCAGACGUAUCAGCACAAUCAGGUGACGCUCACUAUUGUGGAAAUAGCAAGGACCUUUCCUAAAUUCCGAUUAUAUGGACUAGUCACUUUGUCCAAGGAACUAUUGCUCCAGGUGAUAGAGUCUACUGCGGCAUACGUAGUCAUGUUGAAUGAACUAAAAACUUAGUUAGCGUAAGCAAUUUAGUUCUUUUUUAGUUGUUGUCCCCUUAUUUAAUUUAUUCAUGGUUUUUUAAAAACACUUUUUAGUAAAAUUUGUAACAGUUUAGUGUGAUCCCAAAAGAUUAUUUAAUUAGCAUCUCGAAAAAUACUUUGAGGUCCGGAAUUGUUUUUUAGGACAAGUCAAAAUGCUGUUAGCAUACAAUAGUGGUUGGUGUAUAAUUUCACGUUAAGUUCAUAAAUAUAUGCACACUGCUGCACAUCCAUAAAAAUUUAGAUAAAACGUUUCAUAUCACAAAAAAAAAAGAUAAAAAAAUCGGUGGGAGUACGGAGCCAAUAGACCUAUGCCAGAUAGAUAUACGCAGUUGUCUGCAAACUAUUUCAGUUUUAUUUGCUGUGAGGAAAUGAGAGCUACGGCUUGUUAGUUCCUUCCCACAUCUGUUGUUAUUCAGUUGUUCAAAAGUUGCUGUUGAGUGCCAGCUGUAGCAAGGCGGCUAUUGUUUCAAAAUGAAUAACAAAGCAAUCGCCUUGUUGUUGAUUUCAACGGCAGCUAUAUUUUUCGUUUUCGGUGCUCUCAUCGGAUUCUAUGUUAUCGAAGAAAAUAAUAAAGUUCCCGCUGUGCUCGACGUCAAAUCUUUACUGAUUGAUGAAAUUUCGGCUGAUAAAAUCAGUGAAAACCUCAAACAUUUGACUAGCGUUCCGCAUGUUGCCGGAACGGAUCAAGAUUUGACUCAAGCCGAAUGGGUUAGAGAUCGUUUCCUCGAAGCAGGAUUGGAUGAAGCUGAAACGGUUCCUUACGAUGUGUUACUCUCCUAUCCACGACCUGGAGUGAUCAAUACAGUCCAGUUAAUCGAUGACAAGAAUCAAGUUAAUUUCACCACAGCUGGUCGCCAGCCAGCGCUUGGUACACCACAAAAUUCCUACGACAAAGUCUUUGCGAAUUUCAAUGCGUACUCGGGAAAGGGCGUUGCCCAAGGAAAUAUAGUUUAUGCUUACUUUGGGCGAGAUGCCGAUUAUGAAGAACUAAAAAGUCGAGGGGUAAACGUAACUGGACACAUCGUCCUAGUGCGCUACGGAGCAAUUUUCCGCGGAUCAAAGGUGGCGAUUGCUGCAAGGUGGGGUGCAAUUGGAGUGAUCCUGUUUAGCGACCCUAUAGAUAAAGCCGUAAAAGGUCGUAAUUUCACCUUUCCAGAUAGUUGGUGGCUGCCAGGCAUGGGAGUGGAAAGCGGCUCUCUUUAUGUUGUUGACGGCGAUCCUUUGACUCCUGCCUACCCUGCCAUAGAGAGUGCGUUUCGUUUGAAAGAAGAAGACCAGGCAAACCUGCCCAGGAUUCCAGUCCAACCGAUCGGCUAUGACGAAGCCGAGAUAUUUCUUCGUAACAUUUCUCCUGAGAAUCCACCUCCAGCCGCGUGGGUUGGUAAAUUAGAUGCGCCAUACAACCUUGGUCCAACACCGCUCAACCCCGGUUGGAACGUCAGGAUUAACGUCAGCACCGAUAACGAGAUGAGGAGAACUUAUAACACUAUAGGAAUCUUGCGCGGAUCAGUGGAAGACGAUCGUUAUGUACUUUUGGGUAAUCAUCGUGAUGCCUGGACAUUUGGUGCCUUGGAUCCAUCGAGCGGAACGGCUUCCAUGAUCGAAGUUGUCCGAGCUUUAGGGGAAAUUAAGAAGAAUAAAGAAUGGCGACCAAGAAGGACUAUGGUGUUUUGCAGUUGGGGUGCCGAGGAAUAUGGUUUGAUUGGAUCCUACGAGUGGACGCAACAAUUUGCCAAAGUAUUGAGCCAGCGAGCUGUAGCUUACCUGAAUGUGGAUGUCGCUGUCGGUGGAAAUCAAACGUUUCGAGGUUCAGCUUAUCCCAUGUUGAAACAACUUCUCAUUGAUUCUUCCAAGCUCGUCCCUAAUCCUAAUCCAGCUGAAGUGGCAGAUGGCAGAGAAACUGUUUUUCAAACCUGGGUAAAAUAUCAGCCAGAUGCAAACAACCCUGGAAAUCCUUCAGUUGGUAACAUGGGCGGUGGUAGUGAUUUUGCGCCGUUCGCUUAUGUCGUUGGAACUCCAACCACAGAUUUCGGCUACACGGCUCCCUAUAGUUAUCCAACUUACCAUACAAUGUAUGAUAAUUACCAGUUGGCCAGUGAGAUUGUGGAUCGUGGAUUUGUCCACCACCAGGCUGUGGCGAGAAUGUGGGCAAUUGCAGCCACCGAACUGGCCGACGCUGUUGUAAUACCUUUUGAUAUCAAUUCUUAUGCCAGCUUUCUGAACGACUCGCUGACAUCUUUAGAAAAGAAAUACGACCAACAGCUACAGCAAAAUCAAGCCACUUUCAAAUACUUCCGUGCUUCCGUCAACUAUUUCAGUGAAUCAACUAAGAAUUUCACGGAAACAACCCUGAAAAAUAUAAAUAUGGAUGACAUUUUAACAGUCAGGCAGGUUAAUGACAGACUCACUCAGCUGGAGCGUUUUUUCAUCGAUCCAAAAGGAUUACCAGAUCGUCCCGAAACAAAUCACAUCGUUUUCUCGGUAAGCGCCAACAACGCUUACGGAUCUGACACGUUCGCCGGACUAGUCGAUUUGCUCCUCGAAGUGGGCAACAAAACGGAAAGUCAGGACCCAGUUACCUGGAACAAGAUUCGCCAACAUUUGUCAGUUAUCGCAUUCUUGAUUGGUGAAGCUGCUCGUUCGCUUAGCGAAAACUUGUGGUAACUUGUUUUAUUAUUCCAAUUCACCUAAAAUUCCCAACUCCUGAUAAUCGUGUAAUUGCAUGCAUGUUUAAAUUUACCUUUUUUUUUCCGUCAUUGGUUACAUUAUGUUGUUAUUUUGAAUUUUUCUUGACAUUGUCCUCUCUAGUGCGGUAUUAGCUCGUUUUGACAGGGUGAAACACGGUGUAUAAUUGGUUGAGCUUGGUUGAAUUAAUCUUUCUUGAACGAUC
This is a messenger RNA of Daphnia pulicaria, 5826 nucleotides long. RefSeq names its product N-acetylated-alpha-linked acidic dipeptidase 2-like. The transcript has 23 exons. NCBI's taxonomy places the organism in Eukaryota, Metazoa, Arthropoda, Branchiopoda, Diplostraca, Daphniidae. Gene Ontology annotation, molecular function: carboxypeptidase activity. Bases 3408 to 5600 code for a protein of 730 amino acids. The record is from RefSeq and is a predicted model, not a curated record.